AUGGAGUGGAGUGACAACAACAUGGAGUGGAGUGACAGUAACCGUGGUAGCAACAAUCGUGGCCGUGGACGCGGCCGUGGUCGGAACUAUGGAGGCGGAGAUGGUGGCGGUCGGAGUUAUGGAGUCUCACAAGAUGGUGGCGGUCGCAACUAUGGUGGCAGAGGUGGAGAUGGUGGCGGUCGCAAUAACGGUGGCAGAGGCGGAGAUGGUGGCGGUCGCAACUAUGGUGGCGGUCGCAAUAACGGUGGCAGAGGCGGAGAAGGUGGUGGAACUGGUGCUGGUUACUAUCCCCGUGGUGGUGGCCGAGGUAGAACUAACCAACAGCAGUACAGUAAUCAACAUCAGGAACAGUACGGGCGGGGUAGGGGUAGAGUAUCUGACGGCGGUGGUCGCGGCGGAGGUGGUGGUCAACAGUCGUACUGGACUCCUGCUAGGCAGAAUGCGGAUCGGGUACCAGAUCAUCCCGGUGGCGAUCGAGAAGCAAAACGUAGUCCUGUUGGAUCUGGUCAACCAGUCGAGUCUCCAUCUCAGGCUCUCACUCAUACUCAGAACCGCGUUGCUGACCUUCAGAUUCAGGAAGUCACCAAUCGUGUAUCACCUUCAAAUGACGAUGGAGAACAUGCUAAUGUGCCAAUUAAGCGUCCUGACCAUGGCACACAUGCCAUGAGAUUAGUGAAGCUUCUUGUGAACCAUUUUCCUGUGAACUUCAUUCCAUCAAAGACGAUACUACGUUACGAUGUUGAUGUCAAACAUGAUGUCCCUUCUUCAAGUCGCUCUGCAAAAAAAUCAAUUCCAAAAGCAGAGCUUCGAUUGAUCCAACAGAAGCUCUGUUCUGAUAACCCUAAUCAAUUCCCCCUACUCCAAACUGCAUACGAUGGUGAAAAAAACAUCUACAGUGCAAUUUCAUUACCUGAGGGGAUUUACAAUGUUCGACUAAAUGGUCGUUCUUACUCAUGCUCCAUCAAAUAUGGAAACGAGUUAGCUCUUUCAAAGCUUCAAGAUUUCUUGAAAGGAAACUCCACGCAGAUCCCACGUGAUGUGUUGCAAGCUCUUGAUGUAGUAAUGAAAGCAAAUCUUUUCAGGGAAAAGGUUUCAGUUGGAAGAGGUAUGUAUCCACGUGUCCACAGACAAGAAGAUGACCUUGGUUAUGGUAUUGCAGCAUUUAGAGGCUCUCAACAAAGCCUAAAGCUUACUAAAAAUGGACUAGUCAUGUGUUUGGACUAUUCUGCCAUUCCUUUCCGCAAAAGAAUGCCUGUUAUUGACUUUCUCAUGGAGUCCAUUCCCAACAUUCGUGAUGUUAGUGAGAUUGGAAGAUUUGGGAACAUUGUUGUUAAAGCGCUGACUGGAUUAAGAGUCAGUGUGACUCAUCGUCGUACAAAUCAAAAGUAUGUUGUGUCUGGAUUAACAGAAAAACCCACAAAGGAUAUUUCCUUUGUUCUUGAAGAUCUUGAAGGGAAGAAAGAACCCCAAGUUGUCAUGCUUACAGAUUACUUCAGAGAAAAAUGGGGGAAAGAGAUUAAGCAUAAGGGUAUUCCUUGUUUGAAUUUGGGAACUAGUAAGAAGCAAAAUUAUGUCCCUAUGGAAUUUUGUUUUUUGGCUGAGGAUAAAAGAUAUCCAAAGGAGCAAUUGGGUAAAGAAGCUGCUAGAAUACUCAAAGAUUUAUCUCUUCUCAAUCCGAAUACUCGUAGGAAUGAGAUAAGAAGCAUGGUUCGUGACGAAUAUGCACCUGGCAAAAACGGUGCCAAUUCCAUCAAGCAUUUUGAUGUGGAAGUCGGAAUGAGCAUGACGGAAGUAGACGGGCGAGUGAUGGCCCCACCACAGCUCAAACUCGGUUCCUUAAACGGAAAAACAAUGACAACAACAGUUGACAAAAUGAAAUGUCAUUGGAAUCUUCUCCAAGGAAGAACAUUAACCCAAGGGAAAUCUUGCGAAAGGUGGGCCCUAAUAAACUUCAACCGUGACAAUCGUCAAAUGAACCAACAAGUCGAUUAUUUCAUCGGUAAAUUAAUCAACAAAUGUCACAGCAUCGGAAUCCAAAUGGAAGACCCGCUCUUCGUCCACCACACCACCAUGAGAGAAUUCUCAGACGUAAACCGAAUCGAUCGUCUUCUCAAACGAGUCACGGAAGAUUCUAGAAGGUCCACCAAAGAACGCCUCCAGUUAAUCGUCUGUGUUAUGUCAGACAAAAACGACGGCUACAAAUACCUCAAAUGGGUAUCCGAAACCCAAAUCGGUGUCAUCACACAAUGUUGUUUAUCCUUCAACGCCUUCAAAGCAAACGAUCAGUUUCUCGCAAAUUUAGGAAUGAAAAUCAACGCGAAAUUAGGCGGAAGCAAUGUGGAGUUGAUCGAAAAGUUCCCUUGUUUCAACGGUCCGGAUCAUUUCAUGUUCAUCGGAGCCGACGUAAACCACCCCGCUCCGUCCAACGAAUCCUCGCCAUCUGUCGCCGCCGUCGUCGGCUCCGUCAACCCCACCGCCACCCGCUACGCCGCCCGCGUCUCCCCCCAAACCCACCGCAAAGAAGAAAUCGUCAACUUCGGAAGCCUAUGUGUUGACCUAGUCAACACUUAUUACAACAUAAACGGAACAAAACCUAACAAGAUUAUCGUUUUUCGCGAUGGUGUAAGCGAUGGACAAUUCGACAUGGUUUUGAACAAAGAAAUGGUGGAUAUGAAAAAAGCGCUUUACGACAAAAGCUAUCGACCCGCGAUUACAUUUGUGAUCGCGCAAAAACGACACACGACGCGGUUGUUUCUAAACAACGGGAAUGAGGUCGGGAAUGUUCCACCGGGGACGGUUGUCGACACUACAAUUGUUCAACCUUUUGAGUUUGAUUUCUAUCUUUGUUCUCAUUUUGGUGGAAUGGGAACGAGUAAGCCGUGUCAUUACUCUGUGAUUUGGGAUGAGAUUGGGUUUUCGUCUGAUGAGAUGCAGAAGUUGGUGUACCAUUUGUGUUAUGUGUUUGCGCGGUGUACGAAGCCGGUGUCGCUGGUUCCGCCGGUGUAUUAUGCGGAUCUUGUCGCGUACCGCGGUCGGAUGUUUCAGGAGGUGGCGGCGGAAUCGGAAUCCGGGACUCCGGGGUCGGUUCCGGCGUCGUUUGAUCGGUUCUUUUAUACCGUGGAGCAGAAUUUGAAGGAUGCGAUGUUUUUUGUGUAA
Messenger RNA from Lactuca saligna, 3156 nucleotides. Lineage: Eukaryota; Viridiplantae; Streptophyta; Magnoliopsida; Asterales; Asteraceae. The record is from the annotation of a GenBank genome assembly.